This is a messenger RNA of Pogoniulus pusillus (Red-fronted tinkerbird), 1165 nucleotides long. It is a transcript of the gene GTF2A2, whose product is annotated as general transcription factor IIA subunit 2. The record is from RefSeq and is a predicted model, not a curated record. The transcript has 4 exons. Gene Ontology annotation, biological process: transcription initiation at RNA polymerase II promoter; RNA polymerase II preinitiation complex assembly. Gene Ontology annotation, cellular component: transcription factor TFIIA complex. Gene Ontology annotation, molecular function: RNA polymerase II general transcription initiation factor activity; TBP-class protein binding. The coding region runs from base 560 to 889 and encodes 109 amino acids. Lineage: Eukaryota; Metazoa; Chordata; Aves; Piciformes; Lybiidae.
GCCCGCUGGAGGGGGCUGGCUCGGGGUUGGGCUCGGGCAGCGCUGGCUGCGCGCCUGCCUCUGCCGUGGUGCGGGCUGCCCGCAGGCUGCGGGCCGGGACCGAUGCUGGUCGCAGCUGUGGUGCCGCGGUGGGCACCUUCCCCCUAGUUCGCGGGGGCUCUGGGACGCGGCGCGGGCUGCAAGGCCUCAGGCCCCGGCCCGCUUCUGACGGGGGAACGGGUGUCGGUUUGGGCGGGGGCAGUGACGCCCGCUGCCUGCCGGGCACAGAAGCCUGUCCGUGUCGGCCCGGAGCGCCGCAGCUGCCGCCUGCCUGCCUGCCCUUCCUGGGCUCUCGGUGUGCCAAACCCUUUGUGCUCUUGGGCGCCCGCGGCUGCCCGUUAGUCUCUGCAGAGUGGGCUUUUGGCCUGGGCCUGCCCUUGCCGCGUAUGUUGAGGGCUCUGUUAUGUUUUUUAGGGUUUUUUUAUUGUUAUCGUUUUAUUUUUUAAAAUGAGAGUGAAGGCAUAGCAGGCGUCCGGAGCCGUGGAUGAUCAAGGUGGUGUGCAGCUCGUCUCGGUGAGCCAUGGCGUACCAGCUGUAUAGAAAUACAACGCUGGGGAACAGUCUUCAGGAGAGUCUGGAUGAGCUCAUACAGUCACAGCAGAUCACGCCUCAACUGGCCCUUCAGGUGCUACUUCAGUUUGAUAAAGCUAUAAAUUCAGCACUGGCACAACGAGUCAGGAACAGAGUCAAUUUCAGGGGGUCUCUGAAUACAUACAGAUUCUGUGACAAUGUAUGGACGUUUGUACUCAAUGAUGUUGAAUUUCGGGAGGUCACUGAACUUGUGAAAGUGGAUAAAGUGAAAAUUGUAGCGUGUGAUGGAAAGAAUACUGGUUCCAACACUGCAGAAUGAAUAGAACUGUGGUUUGUCUGCAAUAUUUCUGUUGAUAUGCAGCACUUUCUGAAGAGAAGCAUGGAAAGGGACUGUGUUUAUAUUUAAUUUUUGUGAUGCAGAUAUGAGUCAAACCAUACUAGAAGGCAUCACAGAAUGAUGACAGAAGAAAUAUCUGUAGCAUUUCUUCAGUUCACCUCAUAGGGCAUGAAUACAAUGUUACCUUUUUUUAUUUUUAGAUACAGCAGAUACUGUUGCCUCUUCAAAAUAAUUUCUGUAAUAAACUUUUAUUUAAAA